Penaeus indicus is the source of this 1437-nucleotide messenger RNA. RefSeq lists its product as uncharacterized. The transcript has 6 exons. The record is from RefSeq and is a predicted model, not a curated record. Bases 1 to 1437 code for a protein of 478 amino acids. NCBI's taxonomy places the organism in Eukaryota, Metazoa, Arthropoda, Malacostraca, Decapoda, Penaeidae.
AUGGACCUGAUGGAGAGGAGGAAGGUGAAGAUCAUGUGUAUGCGGGAGAUGAAGUGGAAGGGAAGCAAGGCCAGAGAACUGGGAAAUGGAUUCAAACUGUUCUAUGUCGGAGAAGACGGAAGAAGAAACGGGGUCGGCAUUGUCCUGUGUGAUGCCCUCAAGAAGGGAGUACUGGAAGUGAGGAGACCUUCAGAUCGAAUCAUCUGGAUGAAGGUGGAGGUGGGAAAACAGGUGGUGAAUAUCAUGAGCGCAUACGCCCCACAGCAAGGAUGCACAGAUGAAGAAAAAGAAGAAGUUCUGGGAAGAAUUGGACGCGGAGAAAGCCCCAAGACACAGGAUCACCUACCAAAGUGGAGGGUCACAGACACAAACGGCUACAUCCUAUGCCGCUCAAAUGACAAAAACACCAAAGACUGUAAAGUCAUUCUAGGAGAAGGUAUCACAAACCAACAUCGGCCAGUCAUCUGCACACUGAGAGUUGAAAGCUCAGACAAAGUCUGGAAUGCCAAAAACCAAAUGGUGGAAGCUGAAAGACGCAGAAAGGAAGCGAGGAAGAGAAGUUUUGUGGACCUGUCAGAAGAGAAUAGAGCCAAGUACAAAACAGCAAAAAGGGAAGCAAAGAGAGCAGUGGCAGUGGUGAAGGCAAGAGCGUAUGACCAGCUCUAUAAAGACCUGGAUACCGGUGAAGGCAUGAAGAAGGUACUGAAGAUGGCAAAGCAAAGGGAUAAGAACUCAAAGGACAUCUAUCAGGCGAAGUUGAUAAAGAGUGAGGAGGGAAAUGUGCUGGUAAAGGAUGAAGAGAUCCUGGAGAGGUGGCAGACAUAUUUCAUCGAACUCUUGAAUGAAGAAAACACUAGGGAAGCACGGGAGGAGGAACAAGCAGAGAACCUGGAAGUGGUGGAGGCCAUCACGGAAGACGAGGUAAAGAGAGUGCUCAAGAAGAUGAAAAACGGGAAGGCGGUGGGUCCCGACAACUUGCCCAUAGAACGCACGAUUGAACACAAGCUGAGGAGACUGGUCAAUAUCAGCAAAGAGCAGUUUGGAUUCAUGGAGGGGAAGUCGACUACGGAUGCCAUUUUUGACUUGAGACAAGUGCAGGAGAAGUACAGGGAGAUCCAUAAAGAGCUUCAUGUCUUGUUCAUUGACCUGGAGAAGGCCUACGACAGAGUGCCGCGGGAGGAGCUGUACUGGUGCAUGCGAGAAAAGAACAUCCCAGAGAAGUACAUUAGCAUCGUUAAAGACAUGUACAAGGAGAGUGAGACAAUGGUGAGGAAACAACUUGUUACCUGUGAUGCGCCUUUGAAUUUGGUGCAUCAUGUUCAAGCUUCACUGGACUCAGGGUCAGAGGCAAGGCUUGUUUUCCAAGACUUUACCUCAGCCUUUGUCGUGAUCAACCAGAAACUCAACAGUAAAUAUGCUGCAUGGGAUUUCUUGUAA